AUGAAGAUGAACCAAGUUCAUCAGAUGAUGAAGAGCAAUGAAAGUGAAGACCUUCACAAGCAGCGGAAGUAUUUGGUGUUCGAGUCCUCCCUGAUCGCCCUCUUGGCCGUUUGUGUCCUUUGUAAAGGCAGAAGCACUUGCUACCGCUAUGUCAAAGGGACGCUGGUGAAGAUCCAAGCUGUUUGCACUGUUUGUAGGAACAAGCAUCAGUGGUGUAAUCAGCCCUUUGUUAGAAACCUGCCUGUACUAAACGUCCUUCUCAGCUCAGCGAUCCUGUUUACUGGAAGUUUGCCAAGCAAGGCUUUAAGAAUAUUCAGAUUCCUGAAUAUUCAGUGCCACAAUAAGUGGGCAUACUUCCACCACCAGGCCACGUAUAUCCAUGAAGCACUGACAACCACAUGGACAAAGAAGCAGUGUGCUCUUUUGGGGUCCAUUAAGGAGAAGGAACUGGUCCUUGGAGGAGAUGGAAGAUGUGACUCCAUGGGUCACUGUGCCAAGUACGGGAGUUAUAAUUUGAUGGAACUGGAUCUCAACAAGGUGCUAACUGUUCAUCUGGUGCAGAGUAACGAGACUGGGGGAAGCUAUGGAAUGGAACUGGAGCGCCUGAAAAGAUGCCGUCAGGAGUUGGAAGGCUUCAAUGUAAAAGUUGUCAUCACUGACAGGCAUCGCCAGGUGGCGAAAUGGAUCAGGGAGAAUUGGACUCAAGUCAUCCAUUAUUAUUAUUGUUGGCACAUUGUUAAAGGUUAG
This is a messenger RNA of Corythoichthys intestinalis (scribbled pipefish), 747 nucleotides long. RefSeq lists its product as uncharacterized. The record is from RefSeq and is a predicted model, not a curated record. Bases 1 to 747 code for a protein of 248 amino acids. Lineage: Eukaryota; Metazoa; Chordata; Actinopteri; Syngnathiformes; Syngnathidae. The transcript is spliced from 4 exons.